GCAGUCAGUGCAAUGGGAUAGAGGAGAGCGAGGAGGAGGAGGAGGAGAGAGUGAAUGAGAGCUGCUGGAUCUGCCUUGCCUGCGUGCCUGCCUGCCUGUCGUCUGCUGAAGCUGGGUUUACCGCCGCGCCACGCUGCACUGGCACAGAGCAGAGUCACGGCCCAUUUGCACCACCGUCCGCACACUCAGCACCAACACGGAGCCACACAGCACCGGUCCUCACUCCACCAGCAAAGACAACCAGGGACAGAGCUCACCGGGCUUUCUCCAUCAUCAAGGGGGGGACGCAGCAGCAACGAAAGGGGCCUGACGCUACAAUUUAGGCACCAGCUGCUACCUCAACCAAAUCCCCCUCCACCUUAUCCCAUCCUUACCAACACCACCACCACCACUCCUCUCUUGCUCCUCCCUAUGCCCUUGUCCUCGGCGGCUCCUCUCACCUCCCUGGCCAGUAUAUGGAUAGAAGCUCCCUGUUUCAGCUCAUACAAGAGCAGCUGGACCCAGACAACACCGGUUUCAUCGCUGUGGAGAACUUCACCAGCUUGGUGGAGCACCAUGAACUGCAGCUGGACCCGUCCAAACUGGACAUGCUGUUAGCCCUGGUCCAGAGCAAUGAAGAGGGACAGGUGUGCUACCAGGAGCUCAUCGAGCUGAUGAGCAGUAAGCGCUCCAGCAGUUUCCGACGGGCCAUUGCUAAUGGCCGCCGCACGCUGCAAAGGGAGAUCCUGCUGGACGAGACGGGGCUGGGUCUGUACAAACGUUUUGUCCGCUAUGUGGCCUACGAGAUCCUGCCCUGCGAGACGGACCGACGCUGGUACUUCCACCAGAACCGCCUGUGUCCUCCACCUGUCUUCAUCGCCAUCGUCACCAUCGUACAGAUUAUCGUGUUCAUGUGCUAUGGCAUCAUGCUAAACAAGUGGGUGCUGCAGACCUAUCAGCCUGACUUCAUGAAGAGCCCCCUGGUCUAUCAUCCUGGCCACCGUGCACAAGUGUGGCGCUUCUUCAGUUACAUGUUCAUGCACGUUGGUUUGGAGCAGCUGGGGUUCAAUGCUUUACUGCAGCUGAUGAUUGGUGUUCCUUUGGAGAUGGUCCAUGGCAUCUUACGAAUAAGUCUGCUCUACAUGGCAGGAGUGCUGGCCGGCUCGCUGACUGUGUCCAUCACCGACAUGCGUGCUCCAGUGGUGGGGGGCUCCGGAGGGGUCUACGCUCUGUGCUCAGCGCAUCUGGCCAACGUCGUCAUGAACUGGGCUGGGAUGCGUUGUCCAUACAAGCUGCUCCGCAUGAUCCUGGCACUAGUUUGCAUGAGUUCGGAGGUGGGCCGUGCAGUCUGGCUCCGCUUCUCACCGCCGCUGCCCUCCUCAGGGCCCCAGCCCAGCUUCAUGGCACACCUGUCAGGAGCUGUGGUCGGCAUCAGCAUGGGGCUGCUGAUUCUGCGCAGCUACGAGGAGAGUCUGCAGAAACAGUGCUCCUGGUGGGUCAUCGUCUUCUCCUUCAUCACCUUCCUCCUCUUCGCCAUCUUCUGGAACAUCUUUGCAUAUGAGCUGCUGGGAGUGCAGAUACCGCCUCCUCCCUGAUGAAGGCCCCCCCUUGCCCGCAGGCCCUCCUCCACAUACAUACUGACUCCAGCCCUGCUCCAAACAAAGGCUCCCCUUUGACCAUAGUUAACUUUCCCAUCAUCUCUCAAGUUAGUCCCAAAUGAAAUGAUAUGAAAUCAUUCGAAAUGAAAAAAUUGACCAAGAAUCCUUUUUUACAGAUACUUUGCAAAUCAAAGAAAUAUGUCUCUUUUAUUAAAGAGGGAUUACAGUAGCAACAAGUACAGGUGAAAGUUCCUCAGAUCCAUUUUGAGGAGCCUUUUAUCUUUUUAUAUAUACGUUGAAGUCUCAUCCACAUUACCAGCACUAACCUUUGAGUGAGCAUUUAGCCGCCGGGCUCUUCAUUUCAGAGGCCUAUUGAAAAGCUGUUUCAUCAGUCGUUUCUUUGAGUGCAUCUUUCAUACAUGUAAAGAAGAACCUGAGUUGAUGACACGUGCCUGUGGUGAAGAGGAAGGGGAAUUAAAGGGUGCGGUAGGAGUGUGCUGUGGCGGUGACAAUGCUGAAAAAACGCCAUGAGAAAUUUUCUUUCAUGAUGUGCAGAGAUCAGGAUCAGCUGCAGAGAUGCCCCUUAAACUAAUAGGGUUUUGCUUUAAGGCACUUAAACAGAGUAGAUGCUUGAAUCUGAGUCCUUUUAGCUGCUUUAAAUGGAGAUUUAAAGAAGAAUUACAGGAAGAGAGUGUUUAAGUCUGGGGGCAGCAAUAAAAAAAAUACAGAAGCACCAAUUAAAUAUGAUUGCCGGUAAGGUUGUUUUAUUUCACAGCCCUGCUGUAACUCACAGGGGUCACUCUGGCUUUUUGCAAAAGUGCUGACACACUGAUUGAAAAACAAAAAGCAGCUACACACGUUUCCUUCAAAUUGAGCUGCUGAGAAGAAGCUCCAACCCGAUUAUAAGGCAUCAGUCAAAAUUCUUUAUCCCUGAGUCCAAAUGGUUUUCCCAGAGCAGUCACAGGAAGAAUGGAGGAGAAAAGUUUUGAAUGCAAGAUUUCAGGCAAGUUUAAUCUGAGUUCUGUCAUCUUCAAGGAGUACCUUAAUUUUCAUCAGUCAUUUUCGCUUCAUGGGGUCUUAAAAAAUUAGAAGACAUACGGUUUUUUUUUUUAUGGUUUUUUCCAUGACAUGAUACCUACACUGUGGAUACAGAAAUAUAUUUCACACAACAUAGACAAGACAUGAAGAUGGGAAAUGAAAGUGUGACAGGAGAGGAAAGAAAAAGAAAAAGAAGCUCGUGAGAAAAUAACAAGCUGAAGUUUCCUGGAUCACUUAAACAAGUGAACUCCUCCUGUCGCUGUGUCAAACUAUCCACCGACUUGUUAGGCGCACCGUGUAAAAUAUGCCAUGUCAUGCUCUGUGGCUCUCAGCGAGACAAGGACACACACGCACACUCACAAACACACACACACUUCUCUGCUUUGUCUGAGAGAGCAGCCACUGCCUGAAUCUGUAGGUCAACGUGGACAAACUGAAGAGAAGAAUACACACACACACACACGCACACAUACACACUGGCCUCUGCCUGUUCUCGCUCUGACAGACUGAACUGGGGAGGGCGCGGAUGUGUCAUCACCUGACCUCUGACCUUCGUGUCCCAGAGGGCAUUGGGGUCUCUCUGUCAGGCCCAGUCUAUACCUCAGUUUCUCAUUCUUAGGGACUGUAUACUUUUGUAAAGGAAUGUACCUAUAAAGAAAAAAAAGAGUGUUAUUAAGUUGUCCCCGUUUUUCAUUUGAUAGUGGAUGUGUAUAUUGUAUGUUCAUAACCAAGAGUAUAUUUAUUUGUAUUUUUUUUUCCCUCUUUGAGGGGGAAAAGAGAAAAGUUUCAAAUGGUGCAAAAUUAAUGCUAUGAUUGUUGUUCUUCUGAUAACUCCUGUAUGGCUUUGAAAAAUAGUCUAUGAGGCAGAAUCCCCUGGUUUGUUAGAUGACCACCGACGACUCAAGCUCACUUGAUUUUAUAAAUCUUAGUGCUUUACAAAAUAAGCCAUAGAAAGAACUAACUGGAGAGGGUAAAAGCAGAGGAGAAAAAAACAUGUUUGAUGGUUUGAAACCUGCUGGUUGGUAGCUUCAGUGAAACUUUUUUUUUCUGUGUGAACAUAAUUUAUUCAUUGUGAAUAUUCAACAGGUGAGGUGAAAGAAGACAAACUGUGCAAGUACGAGCCUGUGAACCUCUGGACUGUUGGAUAUAUUAUCAUGUAGCGGGACACAUUUUUACAACUUGUUUCGCCAACUUGUUUGUAGUCAAUGCAGCUUAAUUUUUUUUCAAGUGCCCACGUCUUCAAACUCUCCCCUGCAGCGCGCCGACGUCUCGCUGUGGCUCUUCUUUUUUGCAAAAUAACAAAGUAUGGACAGUGCUCCUGUCGUAUAUUAUCUCCAGAGUGAUUCAAGCUUUUUGGAAAGCUGAGGCGAGGAUAGCAAUUACAUUUACUCAUGCUAUGUUCCAUUUUUCAGUCUUUCAAUCAAUAAUUCAUUUGAAUGUCCACUGGCUGCCUGGGGAAAAAAAUGUUAUGCAUUUGCCAAUUUUGAUAGUUGGCUAUAAAUACAGUCUUCAGCAUUCGCUCCCACGUGAAACUGUCAGUAGUAACAGAAGACUCAGUGUUAAAUGAGGAAAUCUGUAUGAAAUAGCCAGAAAAAGCCAUUUUCAGAUGCAUUAAAAAAAGAAAAGAUCAGCCAAUACGUGGUAGUAAUGGAUCUUUGAUGGAAACUUGUGUAUACUAGGGAAUAUUAUUGCUUGGGAUAGCAAAGAUACAUCAAUGAAUAAUGCAUAUAUACCCUGUUAGCCUAUAAUGAAGAUAAAGAGGAUGCCUGAGAGGAGGUUAAUGUGCCUCUUUAACUGAAGAUUCAUAGGAACCCAGAAGGGUUGUAAAAAGGGCUAGUAAAUGGCUAUGUUUUUGUAGAACACAUUAACUGUGAAUAUUACCCCUCCUGGAAGAACAUGCAGGACUAAAAUCGAAGGCUUGUGAAUUCUUGUUGCCCCUGAAAAGAUACUCUUCUCCUCAUGCAAAGUGAAAUGAUCAGUGUUUAUUUUUUUUAAAGGUUCAGUGUGUGGGAUUUAGGGAGAUAUAGUGACAUCUAGUGGUGAGGGUUGCAGAUUGCAGCCAGCUGAACCUGCUUCUGGUUAGAAUUCCUUCAGUGUUUAUUGUUCAGGAGGUUUUCUGUGAUAACUUUAUGUGUGCUCACCUUAUUUCUGAUUCAGAUGUUCAGGAGGUUUUUACUAGUAGCUAAAUUAUCCGCAGAGGUCUCUUCCUCUCCAAUACAACCUGACUCGCUGAUUGAACCCAGUAAAAACACUUAAUGAAGCAGUUUCUUGUUACAGUAAGUGUUUCUCUGGCGCUGUUUGGCAUGUUGGAGAUGGCUGCUGGCCCAGCACCUGCCUAUGUGUGCUCACAUUUUGUCUCCGAUUACUUAAGAUCCAGAUGUUCAAAAACUUUUUACCAGCAGCCAAAUUAUCCACAGAGGUGUCCUCUUCUCCAAAACAAACAGAUCCACAGACCCCAAACAGAUUUAAACUUGGAAAAACACCGAAUAAAGCAGUGUUUUUCUGACGCUCUCAUAACGUAGGGGCUGUUAAUGUGGUUUGUCCAUUUUGGGCUACUGUAGAAACAUGGCAGUGCAACAUGGCAACUCCCUUUGUAGAUAUUAACGGCUCAUUCUUAGGUAACAAAAACACAACGAUUCUUAUUUUCAGGUGAUUAUUAAGUAAAGAAAACAUACUUAUUAUAUGUAAUUUCUACCAAUGUAUCCCCCUAAAUCCUACACACUGGACCUUUAACUUAUUAAGUAUCUCCUGGAUAAAAGCAGACAAUGGCAUCAUCAACACAAGAGAAAAUGAUCAGUGCAUGUAUCUUUAACGACGAGGUGGAAGCAGAAAGUUUUCAGAAGUAGUUUAUUUACUUCUCCGUAAGCCAAAUCUCCUGAGCCUGAGCCAGCCACAGCACCAACACCCCUUCUAAAAAAAGACAGUCACCUCCUGUCUGAUAAAAGCCGCCUCCUGCUCUCAGACAGCAUCUUAAAGGAGACGAGCGAUCGAGGCCUGACUCGCAUCCUCUGGCUUGACAGUAUGUGACGGCUUUUUGGUUUGUGAGGGAUGGCGGGACAGCAGAAACAGCAGAAACAACAGUGUCGGCACUCUUCAUAAAAACCUCAGCAGUGUACGUGCUCUCCCAUCCCGUCGUGCUCGUGUCACAACACCCCCAGUGUCAGGAUGAUGCAUGGCUAUUAUGGGGGAUACACCAGAGAGCUCAAAGCUAGAACCGUAAACAGGAUAUCUUCCUUUAAUAAGUGGAUCUGACAGGCUGCAUGAUGUUAAUUUAAUUGCUGUCUUUUGAGUGACACAUUUGUUUUCAACAGUAUAAGGAAGGCACGGUGAGGGAUGGCAUGAGCUGAAUAGGAGCAGACUAUCAAUAACAUGUGAUCCAUCAUCUUUGGGUAAUCCACAGUCGUGUGUCCCCCCCCGAUUGGUUUCAGUCACGACUGCGGUACAAGAUGAUGUUAAAAGGUCAGUGCCAACUUGUUUGAGUCUCAUUCAUACUUUGCUGGUGUGGCUACACACAAUAUACUGUUCAUUUCUGUGCUCGUCUGAUUCAAAAAUGCAGCAUACUUGACAUUUCUCUGCUGUUUCUUGUUUCUUCUUCCUGUACUUUCUCAUCUGUGGGCAUUUUUUUAUUUGCACUUAUUACUGACGUGUUGGCAUGUGCCAUAUUCUCUACUGCCAUUAACAUUCUUUGAUGCUUUUUUACCUCCCUAUGCCAAUCCAUUGUGCUGUUAUGCCCAAUGCCUUGUUAUACGCGCCCAAGACUAAGCACCGGGCGGAAAGGCUGCUUUGCUGUCAGCUGUUAUUCAACAUGAUCAUGCACAGAAUCCAUAAGAGAAGGAAGCCGCAGUGCAAACAACCGAAGCUGUUAAUAUAUCCAGUAGCUGCUCUGAAGUGCUGCUCGCCAACAAGCCGGCCAGGUUGCCUUUUCUUAGUGUUUAUUGCUACUUAGACAAAUAUGGGUAACUCUCACUGCAGGGCUGUGCAGGUAAAGCAGGACACUGUAGCUCCAGAGAUGGCACUGUACUUUCAACAACAGUGCAUACAUUUACACUAUCGGUGUAAAUUUAUGUAUGUAAAUGUGUCAAGGUGUUGAAACCUGAAAUGCUGGUUAACAGACAUUUGGCUUUAGCUCUCAAUGAUCCUGGAUAUGUUAUAAUUUGUAAAACAGGGUCAGAUUUUAUAUUAAAGGUGCAGUGUGUAGGAUUUAGAGGGAUCUAUUGUCAGGAAAUGGAUAUAACAGCACAGUGGUUCAGUGGUAAGCUUCGUUGCCUCACAGCAAGAGGGUUCCUGGUUCAAACCCAGGGUGGGAGGUUCGAACCUUGGGGUGGGGGAGCCCUUCUAUGUGGAGUUUGCAAGUUCUCCCUGUGUGAGCGUGGUUUUUAUUUUUGUACUCUGGCUUCCUCCCAAAGUCCAAAGACAUGCAGGUUAGGUUAACUGGCUAAAAGCUAAAUUGUCUGUAGGUGUGAAUGUGAACGUGAAUGGCUGUCUGUCUCCAUAUGUUAGCCCUGCAAUAGUCUGGCGACCUGUCCAGGGUGUACCCCGCCUCUUGCCCAGUGUCAGCUGGGAUAAGCUCCAGCGACCCCUGACAGGAUAAAUGGUUACAGAAAGUGAAUUUACUAGCCACGACAGUGUGGCAAAAUCAUCGUGGUGACACCUACUGUAGCAGGAACUACCACAGAAGACGUUUAUUAAAACUGAUUCUGUGUAUGUAUAAGGAAUCAGUAUGCAACUGAACAAUUUUGGUAUCGGAAAUGUUGUGGUCAGGUUUGAAUUGCAAGUUAACAGUCCAUGUGGAGAGGCAGAAUGCAUUGGCCAAAAUGUAACCUCAGAACCCAUCGGCUAUGUCUGACGAUGAGUUAGCUUUAUAUUAGCUUUUUUAAAUGAAUGCAGAUACUUGUUUAUAGAGAUUAGCCAAAAUGACUGGCACGUGGAAGAGGAAAUCUUGGCUGGGAUGUCUUCUGGCUGCUUCUACUGGCCUGAAAUAUUGACCCUCAUCACAGCAGUAGGGGUAUGAAACGAUUGCCCCCUACGUGCACAUGCACAGAUUUUGCUGUGCCACGCUGAAUUCACUGUGUUGAAAUACUAGUGAUUGCCGCCUACCUGUCUGACUGAUUAGCGGGCAUCACAGAAGAGCAAAGAAGACAAGAUGGAGGAGCUGGCAAUGUUGGUGUUUGAAUACCCGGAGCUAUGGCGCCAGCAAAUUGUUAGGACAACCAGGGAUAACCUGGAUAACAUUUCCACCAAACUUCAGAUGACUGGUAAAUUGUCUAGUUACACAGCGAUGUCCGUUGUCUUGCUACAGUAUGCAGCGACAAGCUAGCCUGCACUUCUGCUAGUGUUUCACGAAGUCAUAGCGGCAGCAGCUGCUUUUAGAAAACUUUGCUUUUAGGGGGAACACUCUUGGUCAGAGCGUGGUGGUGUGAAAGCAGCAUUGUCAUUGUCAGACUGAUAGCCGAUGGGUUCAAAAUUUUGUCACCAUAAUAGCAUCACAAUUGCAUUCACCUUCAGAUGCAGUCGCAAAUCUUUAAAGGUAUAUAGUUGAGUUCACAAUGAAGGCUGAGUUUGAAGAUGGGUGUGGUCUGAGCAAGGGAGCCAGAAGUCUGUAGGUAGGAAUACGGGAGCGGCCCUUGAACCCUAUGGAGUAACUUAAAGGCAAGAUGGUCUCUAGUCAUAGCUAUAAUUUUCAUUAGCGUAUAAUUGAAACUAAGAAUCAUGUUUUCGUUAGCUUAAAAUAAACCAUUUAUUUCUACAUAGGAAGUGGGUCCUCUUCAAUGGAGACCGCCACGUUGCACCGCCAUGUUUCUACAGUAGCCCAGAAAGGACAAACCAAACACUGGCUCCAGAGAAGGCCAUGCACAUUUUUACAUUACCUGAAGGCAAACCUAAGCUGUACUUCAGAGUGGAAGGUUAUUCCAUUGGUUGCAACCUCUUGGCAAGAUGCAACUAAAUUUUACACACUGCACCUUUAAUUAGCCGAUAAAAUUAAACAACAUAAACUGGAUGGGACAGUGCAGACUCAACAUGCAGCUGUGAAUCCAAUUCUUGUAGGUUGUGACAGUUCAACAGAGAUCCAUUAUACUAAAAAUGUAAAGUCUACAGUCUGAGUCAAUCAGGAACAAAUUAGUAAUCACUGCAGCUAGAAGCAAGCAUAAAGUCUGUAACAGCAUUCAGGGUUUCCUUCUGGAGACUGGUUGUAACAGAGAACAUCACUAACAUCCUGGUUUCCCAGUUUCUAGGUACACAAAAACUGCCUGAGCCACUCGAGGUCAUGCAAAUAUCAGCAAGUGGUUUCUUGAAAUGAGAGUCGUUUCCCUCUGAAGGUUAAGAGUUUAAAAAGAAAAAAGUCAUAUCUGUGCUGCUGUGGUAGUUUUUCAUGAGCUGCUUACUUGUAUUGAAAAAAAAAAAAUGGUGCCAAGCUUAUGAGGUUCAAUCUCUCAGACCAGACAAGAGGUCGAACCGACACAGCGUUUACAAAAAGAAGAAGCAGAAGAAGCUAUUUUUCUCUCGGUCAUGAGGAAACUAAAGGAAAAACUAAAUUUACAUAUGGAUAAUUUAUAUCAAAGUCCUCAUUAAUUAUUUCACAAUCUAUUGUACUUUUUAAAUGUUCUGAACGGAACCAUUUUAUAUUGUAUAUAUAUGAAUAUAUUUUGUUUUAUUUUGUACUGUUCAUUGUACUUUGCUUUAAUUUAGAAACAAUA
Epinephelus fuscoguttatus (brown-marbled grouper) is the source of this 9310-nucleotide messenger RNA. It is a transcript of the gene rhbdl1, whose product is annotated as rhomboid, veinlet-like 1 (Drosophila). The coding region runs from base 456 to 1574 and encodes 372 amino acids. Gene Ontology annotation, molecular function: serine-type endopeptidase activity. Gene Ontology annotation, cellular component: membrane. Lineage: Eukaryota; Metazoa; Chordata; Actinopteri; Perciformes; Serranidae. The record is from RefSeq and is a predicted model, not a curated record. The transcript is spliced from 8 exons.